GGAAAAGGAUAAGGAGAAAAAUCUAGAGGAAAAUAUGAGAAAUGUGAAGAAAUGCAUGGAGCAUAGAGACUUGAUCAACAUUUUUCCGAUGAACAAACAUGAGGAUUUAGACAUUGCCAUUCUGACUGCUCUACUGAACUCUAAAGCAGGAGACACGUCAGACGAGAUUCGACAGAAUCAACUAAAGUUGGCCUUGACCUGGGACAGGGCUGACAUUGCUCAGGAGGAAAUCUUCAGGGAGGACGUACUGUGGCCAACUGGGAGUCUGGAUGACGUGUUAAUGGAAGCCAUUAUAGAGGAGAGGGUGGAGUUCGUGGCCCUGAUCUUACAGCAGAACGUGGUGAUGAAGGAGUUCCUGACCACAGAGAGGCUCCAGAAACUCUACGAAAUGUCUCUAGCAAGAACAGACAGCAUUCAUCUCCGGAAUCUGAUGGAUCGUAAGAUAAACACGAGAAGAUUUACCUACGAUAACCUGGCCCGGCUCAUGGAGUCACUGAUGGACAAAUACGACCACAGUAUUGAGGAGGACAACAUGAAAGAUACUAAUGGAGUGAAAUUUACACCGUUCAAGACGGCCGGACAGAGGCAGUUCAAAUGGCCAUAUAAACAGCUGAUGAUUUGGUCCAUACUCAUGUUGAGACAAAAAUUAGCCAAGUUUGCUUGGCAGAUGGGUAGUGAACCAGUGACAAGCGCCGUGGCAGCCUCCAAGAUUUACGGAAGCAUGGCAAAGCACAUCCACCAUAAUGAAUCUGCGCUAAAGGAAAAAAUCCUAGAGUACAAAGAUGAGUUUGAACUUCUAGCUAAGAGGGUCCUUGAUGAGUGCCAUUUAAAACACCCAGAAAAAGCCAUGAUGUUGGCCGAGAGGAAAUCGCCAACGUGGAGUUCAAUGACAAGUCUACAGAUCGCAGCUUCAGCCGUGAACAAGGCAUUCCUUUCGUCAGUGGCAUGUAAAAAUUCUAUUGAUCACACCUGGAACCGAGGCAUUCAAAUUCACCCCAUUCAGGUGCUAGUGACUGUGUUCUUCCCGUUCCUACUGUUCUCGCCAUUUUUGGAGGUGAAUGCGAUGGGAGAGAAGACCGCAAGAACAUUCCAGAAAAUCCUGACGUUUUACACAGCUCCCAUCACUAAGUUUUGCCAUUACUCAAUCAUGUACAUGUUUUUCGUGGCGCUGUUUACGUACUUUUUAUUGGUGGACUAUCAGAUUAAUUGUGCCACAUGCAUAGAAAUUGUAUGCAUGGUGUGGAUUUUCACAUUCCUUGUGGAUGAACUUUACACUCUUCUUGCUUUCCCGUCAUUAAAGUUUCAUGGCAAGAGAGGUGACUGGUACGCAAUCCUAAAGACAGUGGACAUAUUGAAUUUACUCCUGGCACUUGCGGCGUUUAUCAUCAAAAUCGAGGCCAAUUAUAAGAAAACUUGUGCUGACGAGGCCAAGGUGAUUUUGUCUGUGAACUGCAUUAUUUUCUAUCUACGCAUCAUGAAGCUGUACACAGCUAACAGCAGCCUAGGACCAAAGCUGGCCAUGAUUAAGAUGAUGUUUGAGGAAUUGUGUACGUUUCUCUUGCUUGUGAUGGUCUUUCUCUUGGCUUAUGGCGUCGCCAGCCAAUCACUGCUGUACAGACAGAAAAAUGUAUCAUGUAUAAAGGAUAUCAUUAUUCUUAUUAAAGACAUUGUGUUUUAUCCAUACUGGGAGCUAUAUGGAGAAUUGGAGUUUGACAAAUCUAUUGAAACUGAUUGUGACUGUUUGAGUAAAGUGAAUGCUACAACGUAUCAAUCUGAGAUGUUACGCUAUGUGGCAAAGUCGAAGUGUAAGCAGAAACAUUGGCUUGUUUACAUCCUUUGUGCUGUCUACCUCAUCAUGGGGAACGUCCUACUCUUUAAUCUUCUUAUUGCCAUCUUCAACCAUAUCUUCACCAAGGUUGAGGAGAAAUCUAACGAGAUUUGGAAGUUCCAGAUGUACUUCCUCACCAUGGAGUUUGACAAUAAGACGGCCUUGGUCCCUCCCCUCAGCAUUAUCCCUCACGUGUAUCUCUGUUUUAUGUGGUUGGCUAGAAAAACUUGCUGCCGAAAGAAAUUCAGUGGAAUACAGUUCACACAGAGACACCUGGAAUUUCUACAGCUCUUCGAGAAAGAGGAAAUGGCCAACUAUCUAAGACGUAUCAAAUCAGAGCAAAAAGGUUCAACAGAAUCCAAACUACAAAAGCGGGUAGAAGAACUGUUUAAAUUGGUAGAAGAGGAACUAGCUGCUGACCACGGAGGAGGUUCAUUUAACCAGACGUUAAGCGCCACACAGACGGUCAAACUGGCCCAUGAGAACACACCAGAGUCUUGUCCCCAGGAGCCCAGCGGUUGGCCUAGGACUGAGGCUGUCCUUGACUAUGCCAAAAUGCUGGAAGAGAAAGAAACAAAGGAGGUGUGGGAUGUUGUUGAUAAAGAUCAAGUGAAGAAAAGAAAGAAACAUAAAAAAGAAAAGAAGAAAAAGCAGAUGCAAGAGAUGGAAAAUAAUUUGUCUGAUGAUUCAUGUAGUGAUGAUGCUCAGCCCCAAGUUCUAGAUUCGUCUAUUAUAAUAAGUAUGCCCAGAAGAACACAGUCGUCCAACAUACAGGAGAGUGACUCCGAUUCUGACAGACCUAGAGGAAUGCGGUCAAAGAAAUCACUCCUCAGGGUGGAAAGCAGUACAGAGGAUGAAAGGCGAUCUAAAAAGAGGUUUUUUAAACGACGAAGAAGUCGGCAGAUGUCCGAUACAGAAUAAACAUUUUCUCUAAGUCUCCUGUGACUAUGAUUCCUUGUUUUUUUUUUUCAACUGUGAUUGAAAUAAGAAAAUUACUUGUAUAUUAAAUAUGAGAUUUACAAUAUUGCUAGAUUGGAUUAUUGCUUUGAUCGAUCGAGUUUUGAUUGUGCGUUACAACGUUAUUAGAAAAAGAUUUCUUAAAUUCUUUUUUCUGUGGAUUAAUUUCAACCUUUUUAUCGAGUGCAGUUUUUGAAAUUCUUUUUGCAAAUAAAACCAUUUGAGGUUUUCUUUUUAGUGUAGAAACUAAACAAUUUGUUAUUCUUAAGUAUUGUUUUAAACAAUGAAAUACUUACUGGUAACUUCAUGAACAAUGACUUUCGGAGUGUUAUGUUUUAAGAAUCAUCUUUAUGACAUUCAAGUAUUAAAACAAGGAAACAUCACUGUUUUUUAAUCAUCGAAACAGAAUUUUUUUCUAGAUUUCUAGAUUCUAUCAAUUACUUAAUGUUGUAUCUCUGAUAAAAAGUGCAUGCAACUCGCAUCAUCAAUUUGUGAUAUACAAUAUAUUUAUAAUCAUUCAUACCCUGCACACGGAAAAUCACUAUUUUGGGGGGGGGGGGGAGACUUUUUUCCCGUCAAGCCAUAACAAUCUGACUCCACACAAAAAUAAUUGAUUUUAUAGUAAUAUAACGCCUAAUUUACAAUGUAGAUAUUUAUAUGUAUAUCACCUUUCUUGGUUAUUUCAUGAUUUUUCCUGAAAAAUUAAGUAAAAUUCUACCAUUCUACCAUAUUAUGUUUAGACCUUUUUGCUAUCCACUAGUAUGCUUUCUUAUUGCAUAGACUUCUACAUGUAAAAGAAAUAUUCAUAUUGAUUAAUUUACAAGUAAUAUUUCAUGAAAACAUCUUUAAUUGCUCGACAUUUUUAAAAGUAUGAAUGCUUAACCUUGCAAUGUAUUUUGAUGUAUUGCGAUUUUUACCUGGCUAAAAUAACGUCAUUUAAUUCGAAUGGAAAUAUAUUUGUCUGUUUAAUCAAUUAUGUUUUUGCAUUUGUAUAUAUUCUGUACAUUUACAAUUGUUUUAUUUUCUUCUUUAAUGCAUGAGUUUUCUCAUAUAAUUCCGUCAACAAGUAGCUCUUACGAGGUUUGUAUCUGAUGAUAUUUAACCUGAUACAUGUAAAAGAACCCUGUAAUAGUCAAACUGCAGUUAUUGUAAAAGUAACCUGUCCAGUGUACAUAUAUAUAGCUUGCUCACUCCUCCAUGACACCUGACCCCCCCCCCUCUGAUGUUUCGGAGGUCCGUGUUUGCUCUGCUUCUAUUUUGUAUUGUUUUAUGGACCUUUGAUAUUUAAUACUGUUCAUUAUCUCCAUAUCGCUUCAUUUAUUACUGUAAUUAAAAGUUUUCCAAAAGCUUUAAUUUUUCCUACAUUUUUAAAACCUAAAAAACCAAUAACAAAUACUACCUGACCAGUAGUUUACUAGAUAGUAAGUCUAUUAUAUAUGUUUCUUGGUAAUUUUGAUCGAAAUCAGUAGUACAUGUACAUUUUUUUUGUUUAUAGAUUUAAAUAAGAAAUGUGAUUGGGUUCAAUUAAAGAGAAAUUAGUAUUAAAUUCAUGUUGUGCGUUGGAUAGCUUGACAAUUCAAUUUUAAUU
Molecule: messenger RNA, 4373 nt
Organism: Saccostrea cuccullata (small rock oyster)
Lineage: Eukaryota; Metazoa; Mollusca; Bivalvia; Ostreida; Ostreidae
Product: transient receptor potential cation channel subfamily M member-like 2
Exons: 17
Coding region: 35-2749 (904 amino acids)
Biological process (GO): metal ion transport; monoatomic cation transmembrane transport
Cellular component (GO): plasma membrane
Molecular function (GO): monoatomic cation channel activity
Source: RefSeq, a predicted model, not a curated record